UGGCUUGUAGGCUUAGACCAUGGCAACUUUUUCUUCUCUUUGGCAGCUGUGGCAAGCCCUGUUUUGUGGCAGAAUGACUGCGUGAAGGGCCCAGAGGUGUGGUGUCAGAGUGUUCGGACAGCAUCGCAGUGCGGAGCUGUGAAACACUGCCAACAGAAUGUCUGGAACAAGCCCACUGUAAACAGUAUCCCCUGUGACUUGUGUAAGGAACUCGUGACAGUGGCUGGCAAGGUUUUGAAGGAUAAUGGCACUGAGGAUGAGAUCCGCUCUUACUUGGAGAAGACAUGUGAGUUUCUACCUGACGAAGGCUUGGUCUCUGAGUGCAAAGAAAUUGUGGAUUCCUACCUGCCAGCUAUCAUGGAUAUGAUCAAAGAAGAGUUGGAUAAACCUGAAGUUGUGUGUAGUGCCCUCUCCCUGUGCCAGUCCCUUCAGAAGCACCUUGCAGCAGUGAAACUUCAGAAACAACUCCAGUCCAAUAAGAUCCCAGAGCUGGAUUUCUCUGAACUGGCAUCCCCAUUCAUGGCUAAUGUGCCUCUUCUCCUCUACCCUCAGGACAAACCCAAGCAGAAGUCUAAGGGAAGUGGGGAUGUAUGCCAAGAUUGCAUUCAACUGGUUACUGAUGUUCAGGAAGCUGUGAGGACAAACUCAUCUUUUGUAAAGUCUUUGGUUGCUCAUGCCAAGGAGGAGUGUGACCGUUUGGGACCUGGAAUGUCUGAUAUGUGCAAGAACUAUAUCUCUGAAUAUUCUGACUUGGCUAUCCAAAUGAUGAUGCACAUGGUAAGAUCAGUAGACCAUGAUACUUGCUCUAAGUUAGUUUUUCUGCUUUGUGUAGCUAACUUAUUUGGAAACUGA
Mesitornis unicolor (brown roatelo) is the source of this 852-nucleotide messenger RNA. Its product is annotated as proactivator polypeptide-like. Gene Ontology annotation, biological process: sphingolipid metabolic process. The annotation marks the transcript as partial. The transcript has 6 exons. The record is from RefSeq and is a predicted model, not a curated record. NCBI's taxonomy places the organism in Eukaryota, Metazoa, Chordata, Aves, Mesitornithiformes, Mesitornithidae. Gene Ontology annotation, cellular component: lysosome.